Molecule: messenger RNA, 399 nt
Organism: Megalops cyprinoides (Indo-Pacific tarpon)
Lineage: Eukaryota; Metazoa; Chordata; Actinopteri; Elopiformes; Megalopidae
Product: cystatin-POGU1-like
Exons: 3
Coding region: 1-399 (132 amino acids)
Molecular function (GO): cysteine-type endopeptidase inhibitor activity
Source: RefSeq, a predicted model, not a curated record
AUGGCUCGUUGGUCCUUCUGCGUCUGUGUGCUGUUGGCCAUAGUUGCCUACGCAUAUGCAACUGGGCAGAUCGAGGAUGCGUCAACAACCAGCCCAGAGGUGAAGGAUGCGGCCAAAACUGCUCUGGAGAUGUACAAUAAGCGAGCCAAUGACAUGUACAUGUACUUCCUGAGAAACAUCGUUUCAGCGAAGAAACAGGUGGUGGCAGGGCUCAUAUUCUAUUUGGACCUUGAGACGGUACGAUGCGUGAAAGACCAGGAUAUGAAGGCUUGUCCUGAAACUGGAGAUGCACAGCAGACAUUCCUGUGCCACUUUGAGAUCUGGUUUAAGCCUGGACCCGCUCGUGACGCUGAGAUCCUGAAGAGCACCUGUGCGGCUUCUGUGUCAAACAGCGAAUAG